Molecule: messenger RNA, 978 nt
Organism: Sphaeroforma arctica JP610
Lineage: Eukaryota; Ichthyosporea; Ichthyophonida
Exons: 2
Coding region: 1-978 (325 amino acids)
Source: RefSeq, a predicted model, not a curated record
AUGGCGACCUUGAACAUCUUUGCUAUGAUAUUUUUGCUCCUCGUGGUGGUUGGGGCAGUAGUUGCGCUCGUAUAUUUUACGUCCACCACUGACGACACGACCACAACCGAAACAACGACUACGGGCAGCACCAACACGGCCGCAGACUUUACUACUACUACUACUACUACUACUACUACUGGAGCACUGACUAACCGAUCAUGUACUACUACUAGUGGUGGUGGCGGCAAUCGUCGAAUGCCGCGCCUUGGGCUCGGUGUGUACGCUGGACAAGAGGCCAAGGGGCUGGAUGUGGGCUUUGAGUGGAGAUACUACAGCAUGGCCGAGCUCAGCAGCCCCACCACCAGGGGCGAGUACGACUGGACGACCCUGGAAAAGGAUCUGGCCGGCGCCAAGUCCCGUGGCCGGCCAAUGGUCGUGCGGAUCCAGGACCAGAGUGUCACCAACUCGGGUGACUACCAAAAGUCUUUACUGCCCCCGUACGUGAGCCAGCCGAACAAGUUUGUGGGAACGCGGAUAGCGUACCUGCAAGCGGGCUGGGGGUUCUGGAGCGAGAGCCACCUGUACCACGACGGCACCAACUAUAUCAAGCACGGGGUCAACUAUCCUUCGAAAGAGUACCAGGCCAAGUUUGUGGACCACUUUGCCGGCCUGUUCAAGUGUCUGACGUUUUCGUUUAGCAUCGACGGCGCGCUCAGCGGACUGCCCCUGGACGAUUUGAGGUACGGGGUCUUUAACGACUCGUUGACAGCCAAGGGUAGUAGUAGCCAGGACACGUACUAUACGAAACUGAAUUUUGCGGAGCGCAACAAGACCCGGCCAAGCGGCGGCGAGUUCCCCGACUCGAUCAAGACGCCGUUUGGGAUGCGGCUCUCCUGGAACGAGUCAAAAAGUACAAUGUGCAGUACGUGUUUGCGAAUCAGGCAGCGCGAGGACCCGAACUGGGACCAGGCCGUGGCGGCGGUGAUGCAAACGUGA